AUGGCUCCUCAACUAGCAUUUCUUGGCCUUGGCUCUAUUGGUAGGGCUAUGUGCAAGAACCUCGUCGAGAAAGGCCAACUGGACAAGCCUUUGAUCAUCUAUAACCGUACCGAAAAGCGUGCUUUAGAUCUGAGCAAGUCUCUAACUUCCGGAAAAUCUACUGUUGCCUCCACUGUCGAAGACGCUGUUUCAAAAGCGGACAUCAUCUUCACGUGCGUUGGAGAUGAUGCGGCAAUCAACCAUAUCAUUGAUACAGCUCUCAAAGUUAAUAGCAAAGGCAAGUUAUUCAUCGACUGCUCAACAGUUCAUCCGGAUACCGCAGAAGGGCUAGCAAAGAAGAUCACAGCCGUUGGAGCCGAGUUUGUAGCAUGUCCCGUCUUUGGAGCUCCGGCCAUGGCAGAUGUUGGUCAACUUGUCUGUGUUCUUGCUGGUCCAAAAGCGAGUGUCGAAAAGGUUAAGCCAUAUACGAAGGGCGUAGUUGCAAGAGCCAACAUCGAUUUUGGAGGUCAACCUGUGGGAAAGGCGCUUCUUCUCAAGGUCAUCGGAAAUACAUUCAUCUUCAAUUUGGUCGAGACUCUGUCAGAGGGUCAUGUCUUAGCGGAGAAAUCUGGAUUGGGCAGCGACAACCUCCAUGAGUUUAUUGAGGCGAUGUUUCCUGGUCCCUAUGCUGCCUACUCGACGAGGAUGAUUUCAGGAGACUACCACAAGCGGGAGGAGCCUCUCUUUGCGGUAGAUCUUGCAAGGAAGGACGCGAGACACGCUAUGAAAUUAGCUGAGGAUGCUGGAACGCGUUUGAAGGAUUUGGAAGUGGCCGACGCUCACUUGGAGCAAGUGAAGAAGCAUCAGGGGGAGGCUGGAGAUAUUGCUGCAAUCUAUGGGGCAGUGAGACAAGAGGCUGGGCUUAAGUUUGAAAAUUAG
Molecule: messenger RNA, 918 nt
Organism: Lachnellula hyalina
Lineage: Eukaryota; Fungi; Ascomycota; Leotiomycetes; Helotiales; Lachnaceae
Product: putative oxidoreductase
Exons: 2
Coding region: 1-918 (305 amino acids)
Molecular function (GO): oxidoreductase activity, acting on the CH-OH group of donors, NAD or NADP as acceptor; NADP binding; NAD binding
Source: RefSeq, a predicted model, not a curated record